Molecule: messenger RNA, 2860 nt
Organism: Brienomyrus brachyistius
Lineage: Eukaryota; Metazoa; Chordata; Actinopteri; Osteoglossiformes; Mormyridae
Product: zinc finger protein 703-like
Exons: 2
Coding region: 444-2207 (587 amino acids)
Biological process (GO): negative regulation of DNA-templated transcription
Cellular component (GO): nucleus
Source: RefSeq, a predicted model, not a curated record
UUGGACGGCGGCUGCUGGCUUUGAAGUCCCCCUUCAGAUCUCCGAUAUUUGAAGUGUUCAUGGUAGAAGGGACGUGUGUUGAGAGAGAGUCCGCAGGAGCAAAGGGGACAUCCACGUUUGGGAUUUCUUUCGCUUUCCAUUUCCUUUCCCGUCUUUCUCAUUUUUUUCUGUUUUUUGGAUUUUCUUUUUUUCCCGCUGUCAAGCGAGGACGGGCGCUUUUCAUUACGGGGACGACGGAUUGGGACACGCAACCAUGAAUUUUUUUUUUUCUUUAGGGUAAAAAUACACAGUCAUCUGCCUUUAUUCGGCUGGGACCGCGCUAAGAGAGCCCCGGGGAUGCUUGGAUUAUAAAAUACGAUCUGCCAGGAAGGUUAUUGUGCCCGGUUAAUUAUGAUUCGAUAAAUGCAUCCUAGAUCACACCCUGCCGCUUCGCCCUGCUCCAAAUGAACGAUCCUCCUGGUCCAUCUGAAGGCAGACAGACGACCCAGCGCACCGGCAGCGACGGCGACUGGAGCAGCGGCGUUUGCUCCGCAGUCAAAAGCUCUUCGCCCCCUUUACUGUGUCCCUCGGAUCCUGUGCGUCAAGCCAAGCGGCUGCCAGUGCGGAUCCUCAAGAUGCUGACCGCCCACACCGGCCACUUGCUGCACCCAGAGUAUCUCCAGCCCCUGACCUCUGCUCCGCUCAGCAUCGAGCUAGAUGCCAAGAAGAGCCCCCUGGCCCUGCUGGCACAGACUUGCUCGCAGAUAGGCAAGCCGGACCCACCUCCCUCGUCCAAGCUGAGCUCUCUCACCUCGGGCAGCCUGGGUGAUAAGGAGCCAGUCAGCCGUUCUUCCACCUCCGCCCUCAAGGUGACGGAGCAGCACCAGCCUCUGGACGACAAGUCCAGCUUCAAGCCUUAUUCCAAGGUGAGCGGGGAGUGUCGCAAGGACCCGGGGGGCACCGGCAGCAGCACCGAAAAGGGUGGCUUUCGGGUCCCGAGCACCACCGGAGCCGGACCCGUUUCUGCUCCGCCCUUCGCCCCCCACACCCUCUCGCCGAACAGUCGGGUGGGCUCGCCCCCCCAGCAGUCCCAGUCGCAGACCCCCCCGUCCCAGCAAACGCAGCAUCCACAGGCCCUGCAUUUGGAUUCCAAGCCGCCAGGGGCAGAACCGAGCAAUUCAGAGAGCAGCGGCGGCGUCAAAAAGGAGGCGGAGCCCUGCAAGUCCAAUCUGGAGGGCGCCCAGCUCGCCAACUCCAGCACCACCCGCGCCAGCGUCAACGGUAGCAGCGGCAGCUCGGCAGGCAGCCCGCACCACGAGGGCAAGGCGGACAUGCACGCCCCGCCGUCUGGCCUGAGUUCCGGACAUGUGGCUCCUGUGUCCCCCUUCAAACCAGGCCAUUCAGUCUUCCCCCUGCCGCCCUCCAGUAUGGGCUACCACGGCUCCAUAGUGGGCGCGUAUGCAGGCUACCCUUCUCAGUUUGUGUCUGGGUUGGACCAUACCAAGUCUAGCUUGGUGGGAGGGGGGAUCGGCGUCCCGGGAAAACACCCCAGCUCUAGCCCCCUCACUGGGGCUUCUCCCCCAUCCUUCAUGCAAGGCCUGUGCCGAGACCCCUACUGUCUCGCCUAUUCCAAUGCCCCCCACCUAGGAGGCAGCAGCUGCUCGUCUUGCGUCCAUGAUCCCUCUGCACUCAAGUCCCAGGGCUUACACACCCAAGGAUUUCCGUUGGUUUAUCCCAGCCACCCGCUGCAUCCCCUGCACCCCAGUUCGCUGUCAUCGAGCGGGACGCCCUCACUCUCCCACCCGCUCUACAGCUACGGCUUCAUGCUGCCCAAUGAGCCCCUCCCCCACGCCUGUAACUGGGUGUCGGCAGGGGGGCCGUGUGACAAGCGCUUCUCCACGUCCGACGAGCUGCUGACCCACCUGCGCACGCACACCGCGCUCCCCGGCAUCGACGGCAAGCUGCUCUCCGCCUACCCCUCAGUCUCCUCUGCCAGCUCCUGCCAUCUGCACCUGCCCCCUCCUAGCAGCCCCGGCUCUCUCCCCGGCUCCUUCUCGCUGCGAGCCCCACCCAGCCUGGGCCUGUCCCGCUACCACCCUUACAGCAAGGCCCACCUGCCUGCGUCCGCCUCGCUGCCUGUGCACUCGCUGCCCGCUGCCCCCUAUUACUCCCCCUACGCCCUCUACAGCCAGAGACUGGGCUCUGCAUCUGCCCUGGGCUAUCAGUGACACACGCCGGACUCUCUUUGCAAUUUUCUGCAGGAGCGCCCCGGGUCCCAUGCCCGCGCGCUGUGCUGGGGCGCCCCCCGGUGGUCCCGGGGAGGAAAUGGAUGCAGGCAGGCCUGACUGGAGGCUUGUGAGAUUAGCUUUGUCUGUUUUUUUUUAUUUUUUUUUUUUUAUAUGUAUUUAUUUUUUACUCAGCGCUUGGAUUUUAAGGUGGGGAAUUUAUUAUCCAAAACAAUCCUAAAAUUCUUAUGACAAUGGUUAUGAUAGAUAUUAUAAUGAUACCCUUUUAUAAAUAAAGUCCAACGGUAUGCAACACGGUGACCCCGCGCUCUGGUUCCUUGAAUCCCAAUCUUACUUUCCACUUAAGCACCACCUUCUGAUUUUCUUUUCAAUUUUGUUCUGUCCCUGCGAUACAGGUGGUGUGCAUGACCUCACUGAUGUCACACGCUCACCUCCGGGUUCUUAAAAAUGCCAUUUAUUUUUGAUUUGUACAGGACAAUAUAGGGAGAAAAAAAAGAUGUAAUAUUUUUUUGUAACUGUAAUGGAGAGAAGUCCGGGUCGACUCAUGGAGGGAGUCUGAAACUCUGAAGCGAUGAAGAUGCUGUCCGUUUGCUGGGGAAGGUCUUAUUUUGUUUAAUAAAUGAUUCCUGAUUAUA